Messenger RNA from Malaya genurostris, 6502 nucleotides. RefSeq names its product transcription factor Ken 2 (gene ken). Gene Ontology annotation, biological process: regulation of transcription by RNA polymerase II. Gene Ontology annotation, cellular component: nucleus. Gene Ontology annotation, molecular function: DNA-binding transcription factor activity; protein binding; RNA polymerase II cis-regulatory region sequence-specific DNA binding. NCBI's taxonomy places the organism in Eukaryota, Metazoa, Arthropoda, Insecta, Diptera, Culicidae. The transcript is spliced from 8 exons. Bases 1285 to 3321 code for a protein of 678 amino acids. The record is from RefSeq and is a predicted model, not a curated record.
ACAGCCGUUAGGUGAUCACACACGGCGCGCGGGCUCUGAACAGUGCUGGGUACUGGUACCUUAACCAAACAGCUAAAACGACGACGACGACGACGUUCUUGGUUGAAAAUUUUUUGUCUCUCAUUUGCGCUUGCUGGCGGCCGUGCGGGUACUUCCCCCCAUUUCCCGAGAACCGUUGAUUCUAAACGAGUGAAAGUGUCCGACCAUCUCGCAUAGGGUCCAUUUCUCCGGACGCGGGAUCCACUUCGACGAUCUGAUUCCGGUAGUUGUGAUAAUUCUGAAUGACAAGUGACAUGAUACUUAGCCGAUACUGCUUUCUAACUUGGAAGUGAAGUGUUAUUGUUCGGAGGCUAGUGAUCUAAGUAGGCGAAAGAUUCCUACUCCCAUUCGCAAACAGGUGUCACAACUCUGUGUGGAAAAGGAGAAGUUUUCUGCAUUGGGAUUACUGCUGUUUCUGUGCAAUAGUAGGAGCUGUGCGUGCGUGCAACCGUCCUGAAUGCAGAAUGACGUUUCGAAACGAGCGUAGUCUUCCCGAAGGUGUAGCUACCGUCGAAGCGAACGGGUGACGGCUCGAACGGUGCGAGAUAUUACGAUAGCAAAAAAAAAAGUGUAGGAAUAUUUAAUGGAAAACGUAUUGCGGAAAAAAAGUGUUCAGUGGAAAAGAAAUACAAUUCAACUAGUUGAGCUUGUUUGGUACUGGUUUUUGGUGGUGAAGAAAUCUGUGAAUCUGUGCGGAAGUAAGCGGAACCGUAAACAGAACCAGUAGCAGUGAUCGUGGAAAUCGAACUGCUGCUGCUGCUGCUGCUGCUGACGAUCGACAUCAUCGUGUCCUCGAAGAACGCUACUGCCUCACAAUCUCCCGAAGGGGAUCUCCGUUUGAUCUUCGUCGAUCCGUCGUCGAUCCUAGAAAAGUGUCCCUGUGCAUCACAUCCACGUUGGCCAUUUCCUAGGACCCGUCGAUUCAGCGCCCUAUCCGGACAUCCAUCGCUGGCAACCCUGCACUGUUGCGGCAUUUCGUAGGAACAUUCCCCAAGCAAACAUCUUGCCGGUGGUGGUGGCCAACACAGCCAGAACACAAGAAGUACCGCCAAACCUUCCCCAUUCAAAUCCACGACUGGCAGCUACACUAACUACAAACUAGAAAACACAGAUCUCACCCCCCACCCCUGGCGUCAGCGUCAGCAUCUUCCGCCUCCGUCGUUCGAGCAAUCAUUUUCCGUGCUCGAUUUCUUGGACACUUGGCAGUUGGCAGUUGAGGGCAGUACGCAAACCGCGACCGUGUAAAUGCUUGGAGUUACGAUGCUGAUGCUGCAUUAUAACAAACACGGCGAGUGCAUACUCCAGGAAAUCGGUGCAGCGUUCCGGGGCGAGCAUGCAACAGACCUGCUGCUCAUCUGCGAUGGCAAGCAGACCGUCCGUGCACACAAACUUGUGCUGGCCGCCGCCAGUCCACUGAUUCGAAUGAUUCUAGAGGACACGCCAGUCCUCGAUGGCAUUACGACGGUGUACUUUCCGGGGGUGCAGGUGUGCUACUUCCGGCUUCUACUGGACUUCCUGUACUCCGGCCAGGUGUACGUGCGGUCCGUCGACGAAUAUCAUCACCUGCAGGAUCUCCUAGCACUGCUGCAGAUCAAGGCCAGUAUAUGGAAGAAUAGUGAUGGUUCCAACGAUAACGAAUCCCGCAAAGGUGAACCUCACGUGGACAUCAACCGGAACGAGGGCAUCGCAUCCAGUCAUCAUUCGAGGCGACGGUCGCGAAGUCAGGGUUCACUAUCCGGCAAUAGCACUCCCAAAAUCAGUGUUAAAAGUGAACGAAAUUUCGGUAGCUCCGAAGAUGGUGAUCGUGAUGAGAACGAGUUUAUGGAUGAGGUGGACGAGGCAAUCAUCAAGAGUAACAACAACCUGCAGCACCAUCAGAUUAGUAGACAUGACGCAGACGAAGACGCUGGCGGUGGGAGUGGGAAUGAUGGUAGUGAAGCGGGAACCGGAGAUCGACAGGAUGGACGGGCAGGCUCAGCCACCGGUGAAAGUGGAGAUCGACCGACACCGACAAAUUUAAGUGGUAGCAUCAGUGGCUGCGCUGGAAGCGGCCGACUGAGUGGGAGUGGCGAUCCGGAUCCGGAAGAUGACGAGGACUACGAGCUGGACGUUGAAGAUCGUGAAGGUGACGACAGUACAGAACAGCGAGACCGGCUAAACGAUACCAUCGCAAAUCGAAGAAGCUCUUCCGAUCCGGUGAAUUUAUCUAUUGUCAAAACCCAGGAUGCUGAUUCGGAUGACGCCAACAUCGACGUGGAAACGAUAGGAAACGCACCGACUAAGAGUCUUUUGCCGCCCCGAUUUCUGGACCCGUUCCGGACCAAACGAAAAGCGUACUACAUGCACCCGGACGCGGAGUUACCGGACGUCGAGACGCCCGAUGCGGAGACACCCGACAACUACGUGGUGACGCGACGACCGACCACCACGUGGCGAAAACGACGUCCGGGUUUCCACAAUUCACCUGCCCAGAAUCCACCCUUCGUACCGAGCUAUCUGGGACUGGAUGAUCUCCGGAACCGGAAGUGUUUCCUACCCGCUCCGCCCACGUACCUGUCCGACAUCCGUCCAUGUUCCCCCGGGUCCCAGCGACCGACCGAUAUGCCAAACCCGAGCAACUAUGCCAGCAAUAACAAUAAUAGCACCAGCAACAACAACAAUAACAACCGAAUACGUCCACCGAGCACCGACAACAAGCUUGCCGUGGCACCCUUCGUGUACCCGUGGCCAACGGCUGCACUGGCCGGAUUGCCCGGUGGACCCGGUGAACUGCUCGGAAUCUCGUACGUUCACGGUGGUCCCAAUGCGGAAACCAGUCCGGCUGAACUGAUCCAACAGAUACAGAAAUUUGAGAACAGCCAGGCCGAACUGAAUGCCCGAUCCGGAAGCAGUGGUUGCGGUGGUGGAGGAAACGGCGUUGGUGGGGGACCGGGAGGUGCCGCCAGUGCUGGCAGUAUGGGGGGUAAUACCACUGUGCGGGAGUAUCGUUGCGAGUACUGCGGGAAGACGUUCGGGAUGAGUUGGAACCUGAAGACACAUUUGCGAGUUCACACCGGAGAGAAACCGUUCGCCUGCCGGUUAUGUGUGGCAAUGUUCAAGCAGAAAGCUCAUCUGCUGAAACAUCUCUGCUCGGUGCAUCGGAACAUUAUAAAUGCACCGGAAGCGGGUGGCCGGUAUACCUGCUGUUUUUGCACCCUAUACUUCGAAACUCUCCAGGAACUGGUGCGGCAUCUGUCCGGACACCAUAACAAUCUGCUGCUGAGCAAGAACCUCCACGAAUGAUACCAGCUGCUGAAUUUGGAUUACUAUUACUGCUAUCGGUUGGAAAUGUUCACCACCCGUUUGUAAGAUAGAAGUAUGUCACUCCGCUAAGGAAACCGUCUAAAAUUGUGAUAGAAUUCUGACAUACGGACAGCAAACUUUGCUGGAACGCUAUUCGUAUGAACCACACAAUGAACUGUGUAAUAUCCAAGUAAGCUUCGAAUUUAUAAUGCAACAAAAGUACUGCGACAUAACCUAUAAAAGACGCCAUCACUGUUGGUUUUUUUCUGUUGGAUACUCGAGUAUACGCCUACUAAAUAGACCCCCGAACCAACACAAAUGAAGAGGACGACUUUUCCAAAAAGACAUGUUCUUUGAGGAAUGACUCAAAGAGAGAUUAUUUUCCCGUGUGUGGUGUCAUUUCCAAAUUAAUUGCGAGUAGCGUUCUUUUGUUAUUACUUUAGUUUUCAUACAUUUAUUAUUGAUUUGCUGUUCAACAGCAGAGCGCACUAUUUGUUGAAAUAAAUCACCUUCACGCACACUUAAGGAGCAAUACGUAGGGUUAAGUCUUCUAUUGAGGAACAGCGCUGUAACUUAUUCGUUAUAUAACAUAGAUUGAACACAUAGAAACCUCACAACAAACGCAGAUUACCAAUAAUAACAGAAACAAGUCACCCCCGAAACCCUCCAGAAGAAAACAACGCAGCUAGAAAGAACGCACACUUAAUUUAAGCAUUCGUUUGUUCUUAUUAAUUUAUUACAUUUCACGCCACAAACACUUACACAAACACACUUCUGACGACAGAAACCAUAGGACACUUACUUUGAGUGAUGCACUCCAUUGAACCUAUCAAGGGUGCGCGAUUUCCAUUGAAAAGAAACUCGAUGUAAUUACGAUUCCACAUACUCCCAAUGUAGUUCAUCGUUCUUGCUACCAACUGCUAGCAAUACACAACAAAACGACCUAAGUAGAAGUUUUCGCGAUCGGAUCCCCCCAACUAGUAGACAAAAUCGGUUAAAGGCCGCCUAAUUUGGUGGCACACUAAUUUAGUAAUACAUAAAUAUUGGACGAUUGGACCGAGUAAUUUGGCAUGGCGUCCUAAGUUUGGCAUGGAAUUUUUCUAUUAAGUCCGAUUAAGAUUGUCCGUCACCUUCCGUCGCAGUCAAUCUCCGUCACCGUCGCCAUCAACAUUAAUUACAUGCAUUCUUAUGGAGACAUUCACACGUCACCGUCACGGAACGUCUUAACGGACGGAGCGUGUGAACGUUCCGGUAAAGAAAGUAUUGAACUAAUUUUGACGGAAGCUGACGUUCCGGUGACGGUGACGGAAGGCGACGGAUCGUCUGAAUCGUACAUUAUUGUAUUCGUUUUUCUCACAUUUGCUUUGUCCGCUAGAAACCGCAUGGACUGUUUUAGAGUACAAGCGAGUGGCUGAACCGGGUUUACAACAAAUCGAAAGGAUCAUUUUCGAGAGAAAAGUAAUAGUAAUCUGUUCCGCCCAGCCCCAGUUUGGAAAACGGAGUUUGCGUCUCACAAGGCAUUCCAGCGGUCAACCGAAUUUUCAAUAUACUUGCCAUAAGCCUCGGCCGGGAUGGCCUUCAGUUCCGUCAGCGAAUUACUGUUUAUGUCUUCGAUCGAGCCAUGGCGCGUUCUCCGGAGUGGAAAUUUUGGUUUUAGAAAUAGGAAAAAGUCACAGGGGGCAAAUCUGGCGAAUAUGGUGGCUGAACGAUGAUUUUCGUACGAGCUCGGCAUCGACACGUAUCAUAUCCAAAACAUUAACCAAAAAACAUACCGAUUUUCAAGAACAACUUCCUUCACUUUUUCGUUGUUCGAUCGUCUGAUGCGGGUGCGACCAAUUAAUGUUGUUUCAAAUAAAGAGAUUGCUUUUUGGUCAAUUGGUUUCUCGCCAAAACAUAUAUUUUUCGUUAAAGGCCAACGUUUCGAAGGUUAUACCUUCAUCUUCAGGGACGACUACAAAUAUUUUUCGUCAAGUGUGGUGUAACAUUUAUAAUAGUUGGUUGUGCGCGCGGGUGGUUUUAGGAAAUUUUCAAUGGAAAUUUUGAAAAAUACAUACAGAUCUUUGAAAAGCUUUUAUCUAUCAUAUUGAUUUUCCAUGAAAAGCUGUAACAGUAACAAAAUAUCUCUUGUAACAAAAGUUCAUGUAAACAAUCGAAUUGGUUCAAGAUAAUAGAUGAAAGGUAAACCAGUCAUGAUAGCUGAAAUAUCAAUUGCAGAAUAAACAUAAAUUUUUUGUUUCCUCCCUCAGUUUACAUUUCUUAUGCUUUGGAUGCACAUCUCAUUACAUUUCAAACAGUUGAAAAUGAUCGAUUUAAACUUGCUGGUGAUAAUUUAUAAUUGAUAAUUCUAAUCGGAGAAAAUUUCUGAUUUUGAACUGAUGUUUAUGCCUAUUCAUUCGAACUUACCCACUACCAACAGCGUAGACAAUGAAGCAGCUAGACUUAUAUUAUUCGAUUGAAAAUGAAAUUUUGCCUGCCUCUCGGAUCGGACCUGGGCUUAAAUGCACUUCAACACCUUGAGCCGCAGCUGAAGAUUUCUGGUUUCAGUUUGUUUUUCACAGGUCCGCUGAUUCCAUUCCACACUCAGGCUUCCCCUGUAGGUUUUGAGCAUUUGACAAGCUGUUGUUUUCGGUCUAAAGACACCGCUUGAAAUAAUAUUUUUUCUUCUUUCAAAUUCCAUUUGGUGCCAUUUCUGAACGCGACCGACUACUUUGAUCAAACUGGCAUCAGUUGUUGUCAGCCCCCUGCUAUGACGUCAUGAAACUAUGUCCAACAUCAUUCUGCAAAAACCAAAACAAUGAAGAAGAAUGGCUAACAAAAAUUGGAUAUUACAAACUACUUGUUUAUUCAGUACCCUUCACCGCACUUCCCCGCAAAUUAUCGAUCAGAAUAUCAUCAUUACGAUAAGGAAAUUGAGAUUUUACUCGAUUUGAAAUGCUCGAAUGUUUGUUUAUCAUACUCUAAGCGCUCUGAUUGCCCACCAAAUGUCCCAGAUGUUGGCUACGAUAGCACUUGCUGGAGCGCCCUAUCCUUUCCACCGGGCUGGUUGUUGUCUAUUGAAGUUCAAAGAAAUCACUGUCAACGAUUUCCAGCGCUAGAGUCGUGCAGGCAGCUCGCAAGGGUCGUAUCAAUUUAGUUAUGGUCAGAUUUUAACAAUGAUUAGUUGUAUAUCUGGCCUGAGUCG